AUGUCCCUCUCAGAGCUGCCCACAGAAUUGCUGCAGGCCAUAUCGGAGAAUCUGGUUAGUCUCACCGACGUCAGCGCCCUGGCUAGGACAAGUUGGCACCUGUUCCACGUCCUCAUCCCUCAGCUAUACCGUCGCAACCGCGACCUGAGCAAUAAGAGGCGUUAUUAUUUCACCAAUAGACACAAGUCGGCUGUGACAUGGGCCAUCCAGCGGAAUAAGCCCGAGACAAUCCAACGGGCCGUGACGGUUGGAGUAGACCUCGUGUAUCUCCAUCAUAUCACGCUGGCAAUCAAGCAUGGCCGCUGCGACAUGUUCCAGGCUCUCUGGGCCUGCAAGUUGGAAUACGGCGGCUUCGAGGAUGUCGAUAAAGAUCAGUCUGGUGUGAGGCCAAUCAUCCUCGCAGCCGAAUCUGGAAACGUCGAAAUUGCCAGGGCGCUGGUUGAAACAGGCAAAGUUGAUCUCGAGGUUGGCGGCGAUCCGUCGACGCCGCUGUUGAUUGCAUGUCGAGAUGGAAACCACCAGCUGGUCAAACUGCUUCUAGAACAUGGCGCAAGCAUUACGAGCCCCCCGAACCAAAAAGCAGCUCUGACAAUUGCUGCGUCUAGGAAAGAGCCCAUGGACACAGGCAUAGAACUGACGCAGAGAACGGGAAAGGGCCGCAACAGCUAUAUUGAGACGAUCCGCGUGCUCCUUCAGCACGGCGCGCAGCUCGAGUAUAGAGAGGCCAACGGAAAUACUGCUCUUCACACGGCUGCGCUGGAGGGCUUUUGCGACGUGGUCAAUCUGCUCGCCUCCCUGGGUGCCGAGGUUGACACUCGUGAUGGUCAUGGUAACACGCCUCUGAUCAGCACUAGCUUGAAACUUGGAAGGGCUGAUAUGACCCAACUCCUCCUUCGCCUGGGCGCCGAUAUUAAUGCCACAAAUGAAAGAGGAAACUCCCCACUGUCGAUGACACGAGACACGGCGGAGCCAGUGGCAGUCGCCAAGAUCCUACUCGAAAACGGUGCAGUGAUAACGGCUGACGUCGAAGGCAACACACCCCUGCAUCGUUUAGGCCACAUAGGUUCUCUGGAGUUGGCUGAGUUGUUGCUGGAGCACGGAGCCGAUAUUCAUGCCCUAAAUACACAAAAACAAACACCACUGCACUGCGUUGCGGAAGAAAAGGAUGCUGCGGAAAUCGUACGGCUACUAGUUGAGAAGGGAGCAUCUCUCACUGCCGUAGCUAGAGGUGGCGAGACGCCUCUGGGAUGUGCCAUACCCCAUCAACCGCUGGAUAUUAUUCAGUUUCUGCUUGAAAAAGGAUCGGAUGCCAAUACAGUAACAAAGAAUGGUUGGUCGGGGCUCCAGCAUGCAAUAAGAUCCCGAGCCAUCGAGCUGACCGAGCUUCUCUUGCAACACGGCGCUGAUCUUGCAACAUUCAACUACAACGGACAAGGCGCUUUGAACUUUGUAUCGAUGGUUGGGAAUAUCCGGCUCAUGAAGGUAUUCAUUCGUUAUGGAGUUCCGAUCAACUCGCGGGAUUCCCAGGGGCGUACACCUCUCAUGUGUGCUCUCGAAGGAGCCACGGGUGUCAAUGUCGAUAUUCUACUUGAAAACGGGGCAAGCGUGAAUGAGAGAGAUGAUCAACAGCAGACAGCUUUACACAAGGCAGCGAAACUUGGGAUGAUGAAAGCCGCAAGGACGCUGCUUGAAAAUGGGGCGGAUACCAACGCCAAGGACAAGGACAACCAAACUCCACUCCAUAUCGCCAAGAUCUCAAGGCGUCCCAAGAUGGUGGAGAUCUUGUUGGAGCAUGGUGCUGAGUGUAGCAUUGUAGGCUGCUGUGAGGGGAACACAGUGCUUGACACAGCAACAAUAACACCCGGGGAUGUCUGGGUAUAUGGAGCGUAUCGGAGUUGGUGA
Molecule: messenger RNA, 1902 nt
Organism: Clonostachys solani
Lineage: Eukaryota; Fungi; Ascomycota; Sordariomycetes; Hypocreales; Bionectriaceae
Source: the annotation of a GenBank genome assembly